Molecule: messenger RNA, 2014 nt
Organism: Mugil cephalus (flathead mullet)
Lineage: Eukaryota; Metazoa; Chordata; Actinopteri; Mugiliformes; Mugilidae
Gene: f2
Product: coagulation factor II (thrombin)
Exons: 15
Coding region: 103-1959 (618 amino acids)
Biological process (GO): proteolysis; positive regulation of blood coagulation; blood coagulation
Cellular component (GO): extracellular region
Molecular function (GO): serine-type endopeptidase activity; calcium ion binding
Source: RefSeq, a predicted model, not a curated record
CCAAAGAGAUUGGAGACAGAGACAGGCACAGGCUGAAGACUGCUGGAUCUGGAUCUGAGGUUCUGAGGUUCUGAGGUGGUUCUUGUUCUGGGGUUCUGGAUCAUGGUGGACCCGACGUCUAAACCAGCUGCUGUUCUGCUGCUGUUCCUGCUGCACAUCUGUGCAGCUAACCACGUUUUUCUCAACAGCCAGUUGGCGUCACAGGUUCUGGUGCGGAACCGACGGGCCAACCAGUUAUUUGAGGAGAUGAAACCAGGGAACCUGGAGAGGGAGUGCGUGGAGGAAAUCUGCGACCACGAAGAAGCCCGAGAGGUUUUCGAGCAGCCCGAUAAAACCGAAACCUUCUGGAAGAAAUACCUGGACUGUCAAGGAACUCAGCUGACGAGAACAGAGCAGACCAUCUUCCUGGUGAGACAGUGUAUAGAAGGUCAAUGUGUCUCUGGUCAGGGAUUCAACUACCAGGGAGACGUCAACAUCACCAAAUCAGGACGACCAUGUCAACACUGGAGAUACAGCUUCCCCCAUCCCAUCAGCAGGGAGUUCAACGUUUCUGAGCCCGGCAGCAUCCUGAAGGAGAACUUCUGCAGGAACCCUGACGCCCGCUCAGACGGACCCUGGUGCUUCACCCAAGACCCCACGGUCCAGAAAGAGUCCUGCAGGGUCCCCAGAUGUGGUGAGGACUUUGUCCCCCCCACCUUGGCCCCCAAACCGGUCCAAACCGGAACCUGUUUGCCCAGUUAUGGCAUAGACUACGUCGGGGACCUCAGCGUUACCUUAGGGGGACACACCUGUCUAGAGUGGACGUCUCCAGAGGCGACGUCUCUCAGUGCAGACAAGGAGUUCAUCCCUGAGGUUUCUCUGCAGGCCAACAAGUGCAGGAACCCGGACAACGACCCCGAGGGCCCCUGGUGCUACGUACACGUCUCUGGGAACAUCACCGUGGACUACUGUGACCUGGAGCUGUGUGAUGACCCUGUGGUUGGUGGACAGGAGACGACGGAGACAGAGGGCAUGGAGCGCUCCGUCCUGGGUCCAGCUAAAAAAAUGUUUUUCAGCCCUCGUACCUUUGGACAAGGAGAGAGUGAUUGUGGACAGCGUCCCCUGUUUGAAAAGGUGGGCAAGAAAGACUCGAAGGAGGACGAGCUGGUGGACUCAUACAGGGAGAAACGUAUCGUCGGGGGCGACGAUGCCGAAGUGGCUUCAGCACCAUGGCAGGUGAUGUUGUACAAGCGAAGGCCCCAGGAGCUGCUGUGUGGAGCCAGUCUGGUCAGUGAUCAGUGGAUCGUCACGGCGGCUCACUGCAUCCUCUACCCGCCCUGGAACAAGAACUUCACCGCCGACGACAUCCUGGUCCGCCUGGGGAAACACUACCGAGCCAAGUUUGAACGCGGCACAGAGAAGAUCGUAGCCAUUGACGAGAUCAUCGUGCACCCGAAGUACAACUGGAAGGAGAAUCUGAACCGUGACAUCGCUCUGCUGCACAUGAGACGGCCAAUCGAGUUCUCCGAUGAGAUCCACCCGGUCUGCCUGCCCAGCAAGAAGGUCGCCAGGACGCUGAUGUCCGAGGGUUUUAAGGGCAGAGUGACCGGCUGGGGGAACCUGAAGGAAACCUGGAACCCUGCACAGAGAAACCUCCCCACCGUCCUCCAGCAAAUCCACCUACCAAUCGUGGAACAGGACACCUGCCGCGCAUCCACAUCUGUCAGGAUCACUGAUAACAUGUUCUGUGCCGGUCAUAAACCAGGUGCCAGCGAACGAGGUGACGCCUGUGAGGGAGACAGCGGUGGACCAUUUGUGAUGAAGUACCCGGCUGAAAACCGCUGGUACCAGAUCGGCAUCGUGUCGUGGGGCGAGGGCUGCGACCGCGACGGGAAGUAUGGCUUCUACACCCACCUGUUCAGGAUGACCCGGUGGAUGAGGAAAGUCAUUGAAAAGACGGGAACCGACGACGACGACUAGACAGUGUUCUCCCUGUCACGCAGGACCAUGAUAAUAAAGUUUGUUCAAAUCCCGA